AUGAUUUGGUCAAGCGCGACCAUCGAGAGUGUGGAAAAAAUGAUUGAAAAAAUGACAGACUUCGCAACACAGCGUGCAAUGUUCGAGCGCGUUUGGUCUAGAGGAACCCUCGUCUCAAAGUUUGAUUAUUUUAGAAAAGCUGGUACGACUAAGGACCUUAGUAUCGUAUGGGACGAAUUGAAUCGCUGGCUCGCAUUUGAACACAAAAGAACUUCACAGAAUGACUCGCCUAGUUUUAUUUCCCGCGCAUGGGCACAAGACCGACUAGAUCGUUCAGUUCGACAGCGUAAACAAUACUAUGGAAAGUCUGAUGAUCCUUCUUUGGCCUUGCCCGUAUUGUCAGGGGAGGAAAAUCUUUACCGAGAGACGAUUCUGCGUACCACAACAAAAAAGCUAGACUCUAUCUAUGGCUCACCUUUAACGGAACCGUUUGGUCCUCAUAACACAGUGUUGUUGGACGACAGCAUUCAUAAAGCUCGGUGUCAGCCAAACAACCACCUUUGUAUUCCAGAAUACGACAAACAACGAGCUUCAAAGUAUUCCAAUUAUUUGAACACAUUGCAGAAGGUCUAG
Molecule: messenger RNA, 573 nt
Organism: Malassezia globosa CBS 7966
Lineage: Eukaryota; Fungi; Basidiomycota; Malasseziomycetes; Malasseziales; Malasseziaceae
Exons: 2
Coding region: 1-573 (190 amino acids)
Source: RefSeq, a predicted model, not a curated record